AUGUUUGCGGUGAAGAAGUGGCUCGUGAAAUACUGCCGCACCGCCGCCGUCCAAGACUCCACCGCUCACAUUUCGCAGAGCACCCAGGGAAAAGAGGAGGCAACUGCGAGGGCCGUUGUCGAGGGCUGCAGCGUCGUUGUCGUUGUCGUCGGUGAGCUCAUGGAAGCGCACAAAGAGGCGGCUGGGCCGGAUGGGUGUUGGAUGGGCACAAAAGGCUUCAGUGGUGGCCCAAAGCAGCUUAGCGGGGCUCAGGGGGGCGCCAAGAAGGUCGGCGCUCGGGAAACUCUUAAAGGCUUCUGCGUCCUCGUCGUCAAUUUGAACCUCGCGUUCGUCCAUGUCCUUUUCCCCGAUCGCUUCCAAUCAACACGCGCGCCUGCUCCGGAUCCCACAUCACAUGAUCAACCAUUGAAGCACCCCCACCAACCAACCAACCACCUUUACCGUCGCGCGCCCUGCUCCCGCGCCUUUGUUCAACCAUUCAACCAACGCCCAGACUUUAUUACAGAAAGCACGAUCAAUUCCAGCCAAGCUAAUUGA
Cucurbitaria berberidis CBS 394.84 is the source of this 537-nucleotide messenger RNA. RefSeq lists its product as uncharacterized. Lineage: Eukaryota; Fungi; Ascomycota; Dothideomycetes; Pleosporales; Cucurbitariaceae. Bases 1 to 537 code for a protein of 178 amino acids. The record is from RefSeq and is a predicted model, not a curated record. The transcript has a single exon.